Messenger RNA from Dentiscutata heterogama, 1905 nucleotides. The record is from the annotation of a GenBank genome assembly. NCBI's taxonomy places the organism in Eukaryota, Fungi, Glomeromycota, Glomeromycetes, Diversisporales, Gigasporaceae.
AUGUCUUACUUUGAUAAUUUUCAAAUUAAUGAAUCUAUUAAUGAUUCUGCAAUUUUUGAUUAUUCUUCUGAUAGCACUAUUACUAGUGAUAUUGAAGAUACUAUUACUCUUAGUGAUAUUGAAAACAUUAUAGAUAAUGUUGACAAUAAUAAUAAUUUUAUGAAUAUUGAUAAUAGUAAUUAUGAUGAUAAUAUGAGUGAUAUUGAAAAUUCUGAUUUUAAUUCACUUGAAAAUUGUAUUCUUACUACUUCUGGACCUAUUAUUUCUUCUCCAAUUAGACUUGGUCCUUCUUAUUCUUUAUUACAAUAUUUAGAAACUUUUCUUUUACCUGCAACUGAAGAUAAUUUUUCUUUAUCUGAUAUUAAAAAUGCUUUAUCUAAUAUAUCUUCAGAUGAUACUUAUGAUACUGAAGGAAAUCUUAUUUUUCCACAAAUAAAUUUUUCUAAUUAUGAAACAAAUUUAUCUAAUAAUAUAUUAUAUAAAUUUGAUUUAGAUUCCUUUUUAUUAAAUACUUAUUCUUUAAAUAUUAUUAAUACUCCUAUUCAAUUUUUUCCAUUUGCAAAUAAAAUGUGGAAUUUAAAACAUCACAAUCAUGAAUAUUGUGAUGUUAUUGAUCAAAAUAAUAUUAAAAAAAAAGAUAAAAUGAUAAAUAUUCCACAUAUGCAAUUUGCACAAUUUGGAGAUUGUAAUAAAAAUUCUGUUAAAUUAGAUUUUGGAAUUGAAUUUAUUUCUUCUAAUACUACAUCUUUUAAUUCUAUUUAUUGGAAAAGAAAUACUGUUAUAAAUCUUUUAUAUGGUAUUGGUGUUACCUUUUCUACUAAUAUUACAAGAUCAAGAAUUGAUAAUUGGGCUCAUACUUACGAUAUCUGUGGAGCUGUUGGUGAAGCUAAACAACGUGGAAUUCGGCAUAAUAUUUUUUAUGCACAAGCUUACCAUAUUGAAAAGGAGGUCUUUACAUCUUCUAUACCAACACUUUUAUCUGAUUUAAAUGAAAGAGAUGCUGUAUUUAAUUCUGAAAAAGUUCAAAAUGCUUGUGAUAAUUUAAUUGAAAUAUUUAAAGAAAAUUUCAAUAUGAAUUAUGGAGCAAGAUUAGAAUAUAGAAUUGGCUAUUCUAUUUUAGACUAUUUUUUUACUAUACUAUUAAAUAGAUUACCUACUUUUUUUAAUUCUAAUCCUUUUUAUAUUAUACCUACUGAGGAUAUAUUAAAUUUUAAAAUUGCAAAACUUAAAACACUUUUAAACACCUAUAAUCUUUCUUUAAAUUUUUCAUCACAACAACUUACUUCAAAUCACAAAGUUUUUAAAAUUUGUUUAGUUAUUUUAAUGAAAUCAAUUAACCAAAGUUUUACUGCAAUACCUUUCAUCAAAAAAUAUUUUGGUGAUUCAAAUUCUGAUAAUGAAAAUAAUGUUGGAACUUUAGAAUUAUACCAAAUAAUAGAAAGAUCUAAUGUAGCUUGGUUAUUACCUGAUAUUUUUGAUAUUGAUAAUUGUAUUGUUAAUUUUUCUUCACAAAUUAAUCAACAACAAUUAUUAAUAACAAUUCCUGAUGAAUAUAAAAAUAUUACUUCUGAAGAAAAAAAUCAAAUUGAAAAUUGGAUUGAUAUUAUUAAAGCAACAAAUAGAUUUGAUAAUGAACUAAAUUUAUUAAUUAACAAAAUUUGGUUAUUAUUUAUUGAAGAUUGUAUUAAUUUAAUACCUAGAAAAUUUAUUAUUACACCAUUUACUUCUUUUAAUGAAUUAUCUAGAAAUAUUUUAGAUAUACAUUUAACAGAUUCUAAUUAUUCUUUUACAACUUUAAGAAGAUGUGUUCAAAAUGAUACUAGAGUAUCAAGAUUUAAAAUGCAUUUUGAUUAUUUAAAAGAAAUUACAAAAGCUAAUCAAGGAUGGGAUAAAUUAAAAUAUUAA